Molecule: messenger RNA, 1944 nt
Organism: Carassius carassius (crucian carp)
Lineage: Eukaryota; Metazoa; Chordata; Actinopteri; Cypriniformes; Cyprinidae
Product: cytochrome P450 26B1-like
Exons: 7
Coding region: 273-1937 (554 amino acids)
Biological process (GO): sterol metabolic process
Molecular function (GO): oxidoreductase activity, acting on paired donors, with incorporation or reduction of molecular oxygen; monooxygenase activity; iron ion binding
Source: RefSeq, a predicted model, not a curated record
AAAAGAAAAGAAAAAAGCCUGCUCACACGUCACUGAAGGUGGAUCAAAACAUGUGCCUCUACCUAUAAAGCUAGAGCGCGCGAGAUGCACAGAAGACUCACAUAAGAGAGAAUCUGGAAGUUUCACUGGAUAUCUUCGGUAUGCUUUUACACCCGUGUUGAGAUUUGCAUAAGCGCUUCUUGACACAACUUUUGGACGCGCUGCAGAAGAAGAAAUCAUCACUGGAACAACACGCACGUGGAUUCUUUGCUUUCUUUUUUUAAUUGUUGGAGAUGUUCGGGCACGAUAUCUGCCUCGUGUCCGCGUUGCUGGCGGCUGCCGGUGCUGUCUUACCGGCUCUGCUGUUGCUUGCGGUUUCGCGGCUGCUGUGGGAGAUCAGGUGGAGCAUCACCCGGGAUCGGACGUGUAAACUCCCACUGCCGCAGGGCUCCAUGGGCUGGCCGCUGGUCGGAGAAACUUUUCACUGGCUUAUCCAGGGAUCCAGCUUUCACAUCUCCAGACGCGAGAAACAUGGAAAUGUUUUUAAAACUCACCUUUUGGGCAAACCCCUUAUCCGAGUGACCGGUGCAGAAAACAUCCGUAAGAUUCUGCUGGGUGAACACACGCUAGUGUGCACGCAGUGGCCCCAGAGCACACGCAUCAUCCUGGGGCCCAACACUCUGGUAAACUCAGUUGGUGACCUGCACAAGAGGAAAAGAAAAAUCCUUGCAAAAGUGUUUAGCCGUGGAGCGCUGGAGGCCUAUCUGUCACACCUUCAAGAUGUCGUCAAGUCUGAAAUUGCGAAGUGGUGCGCCGAGACCGGGUCUGUGGAUGUCUACACCGCAGCCAAGUCCCUAACUUUCCGCAUCGCAGUGCGAGUCCUGCUCGGUCUGCGGCUGGAGGAGCAGAAAAUCACUUCUCUCUCCAAAACCUUUGAACAGCUCAUGAGCAAUCUAUUUUCUCUUCCUAUUGACACCCCCAUAAGCGGCCUGCGUAAGGGAAUCAGGGCCCGUGAGAUUCUGCAGUCUGCCAUGGAGAAGAUCAUAGAAGAGAAACUGAAAAAGCAGCCAAGCAGUGAUUAUUGUGACGCUUUUGACUAUAUGCUGAGCAGUGCAAAGGAAGAUGACUACGAGCUUACAAUGCAAGAACUCAAGGAAACCGCAGUAGAGUUAAUCUUCGCUGCUCACUCCACUACUGCCAGUGCAUCAACAUCCCUCAUCCUGCAGCUCCUGCGUCAUCCAGAUGUGAGUGAGCGCGCCAGAGCAGAGCUGGAAAGCGAGGGGUUGAUUGGUGAUGUGUACGGAUACUGCCACGCUCGUUGCCAUGGGAACGUCAUCAGUGAGGAAAGCGGUGCUGCUGAGAAGAGUACCAGUGAGUGGAGAUCAGCAAUGAAUAAAACAAUGUGUUUUGAAGCAGGGGACAAGGAAGAGGUGCAUUGUUCUCGGACCCAUGUCCCUUACCUUAGUUUGGAGAAACUGAAUCAACUUUCUUAUAUGGACUGUGUGGUCAGAGAGGUGCUUCGAUUCCUCCCACCGGUGUCUGGGGGAUACAGGACAGUUCUGCAAACAUUUGAAUUAAACGGUUAUCAGAUCCCGAAGGGCUGGAGCAUCAUGUACAGCAUCCGUGACACGCAUGAGACAGCAGAAGCGUAUCAGAACCCAGAGCUCUUCGACCCGGACCGGUUCUGCACGGAUCGAAACGAGAGCAAAUCCGACCGCUUCAGUUACGUCCCUUUCGGAGGCGGUGUGAGGAGGUGCAUCGGCCGAGAGCUAGCUUUGAUGGUGCUGAAAACUCUUGCAGUGGAGUUGCUCGCCACAGUGGAUUGCACUUUGGCGACAGAAACAUAUCCAAGGAUGCAGACGGUGCCAAUCGUGCAUCCUGUCAAUGGAUUGCACGUGUUUUUUAACUACAGAACCCACGGAGUUGAGAGAAACCAGAGGGAGUCCACACAUAUAUAAACAACAA